AUGUGUUCUCAAGAAGCCGCAAGAAAAAAAGAACGCGAAGCGAGAAAAAAAGUUGUUCAAUUUAUUUAUUCAUGUGAUAUCUACGUCUGUUUUUCACUUUUCACUUUUUUUUCGAUGGCCAAGGAUUUUUCCAGGAAUCUUGUUUGUUUGAAUGAGAAGAACUCGAGUUACUUUUUUUGGAAUUUUGAAAUUCGAACAUAAUGCUCUUUUUAGUUUCAGAAUCAAAAGUUCCCCCUAAAUUUAAAAUGAUUUCAGAAUUUUUAAGAUGUUGAACUAAAAGUUCUAACUUCUCCAACCUACUUUAAACGCCCCCACAAUGAAUAUUUCACCAAAAAUCCAUCAAAGAAGAAAAGUGUACUUCGAAAAAAGAAGAAGAGAAGAUAAGCUCGUAAAACCCGCAUUAUUCAUUUGUUCUUUUUUUUCCAAAGAUGGACAAGAAUAGACUUUUUGUUCGAUUUUCUUGCUUUUUUCUUCUUGAUGUGAAGAGUUUAUGGCCACUUUUGGUAGUUGGGAAUAAAAAAACAUGUUGCAUGAUGAGAUAACAACAGCCUUUGAAGCUUCUUUUUGUUUUUGAGAAAAGCUUUCGGUUUUUUGGAAUUCCAAAAAUAUAGGCUCUUUUAACAAAAUUUGAGGUUCAAGGAAAUUUUAUAAUUUUCAAAUCUUCAUAAAACUAAAUUUUCGAGGAAAAAAUUAUUACCAAGUUGAAACAGUAAAUUUUUUCCGACGAUAUUAAUUUACAAAUAAUGAUUUGAAUAACUAUUACCUCAAUGAUAGCUCAUUUGGAGCUUAGAAAAAUAAUUUGUUAGAUAGAGCACGUUUGCAACAUCGUCCCCCAAUUUCAAAAAGAUCCGGAACAUUUUGGUUUAGUGAUCAUUCUUUUUUUUAUUUCUCGAUUUUCAUGUCAGUCACAAGAAACGAAAUUGAUAUGGCCACUUCUUCUUCUUCUUCUUUCCUAGUUUCUUCUUGCUUUUUUCUUCUUCUUCUUCUUUCUCUAUUUGCCUAAUGAGACAUGGCUAACCAACCUUACUCCUCACUCAAUCAACUUUUUUCCGCAUUUCUGUUGUUUUUCUAACUUUUCCACAAAAAGUCAACCAAAAUCGUGUGUGAAUUAAUUUAAAAUUCAAAAUGAAAUAUUUAUUUAGUUUGAUGUCGAAAAGGUUUUUCGCCGCGUAUUUCAAUUUCACUUUUUUUGGCUGGUUAUUGAUAUUUGUUUCAUAAGAAAUUAUAGGGUUUCUUCUUUCUUCCGCCCUCAAUUUUUCCCAAAAAAAACGGAGGAAAAAUUCAAUUUGAAAAAAAAAACUCAAUUCUGGAAACGAGAAUAUUUCUUCUAUUCUCGUUUGUCUUUUUGAUAUUUUUAAACAAAGUUUUCUUGUUUUUUUCCAGAUUUGAAUGUAUGCGUUUCGAACAAAUUGAAAUUGGUCGUUUGAUUUUUCUCUACCUGAUUCCUAUCCUAUUCAAUAUCGAAAAAAGUUCACUCGGCCCAUUGUUAUUCUUGUAUAGCAUUAAAUUAUAGGUGGGUUGGUUGGUUGAUUUUUGAGAUUUUAUUUUAUGAAAUUUGAGAGUCAUGUGAACAUCUUUUCUUAUUUCUAGACAGCGUGUUCUCUCACCAAAUGAUCAAGUUGCACCAGCACAGACAAAGGAUAAUUUGACGGAACUUUUUGACGAAUUAACAAGGGUAGGUUAUUUGGAUUUUAAGCGAGGCUAAAAGUUAGAUGUGAUCAGAAACGUUUUCAAAAUUAUGUGACCUCUGAUUUGAGUUAAAUUUUUGAGCCCCAAAAAGAUUUAGUUUACAAAAAUUUUAAAAAUCUCACUGUUUCAAAAUUUUCACAAAAUUCUAUAACGAAAAAUCACCGAAUUCCACUUGAAAAACAUAAAGCUUGUUUCAAAAUUUUCAAAGAAAAAAAGUUUUUUUAAAAAAAAAACAAAUUUUUUUCAAAAAAUGAGCCAAUUUUGUAAUUUCAGCUUCAAAUCUCGCACCCAAUAGUUUCAUCAGGAUGUGCUGACGUGGCAUUAACAGCUCAAUUGACAUUUUUCAAUACUCCACAUGUUCAAUGUUCAGGUUCUUGUGCAAAAAUGAAUUUCAAUUUUCAAGGAGAAAAAAUUGUGUUACGAAAUUGUUUUUCGAAAUUCCCAUCGAUUCAUAAAAUCAAUCACACAUGUCGCGUUCCCGGAGAAGAGCCAUCUGAAUUGUGAGUUUUAUAUUUUUCUCAGAUCAUAAAAUGAGAAAAAUUUUCAGAGCUCUUGGCGAUUUUCGAAAUGUGAGUAUUUGUCAAUGUAACAAUGAUUUAUGCAAUUCAUCCUGGAACACUAAUUAUAGCACAUUUUUAGCAAUUUUUUUGACUUUCAAUUUCAUCACACGGGUUUUCUCAUAA
Molecule: messenger RNA, 2372 nt
Organism: Caenorhabditis angaria
Lineage: Eukaryota; Metazoa; Nematoda; Chromadorea; Rhabditida; Rhabditidae
Source: the annotation of a GenBank genome assembly